GUCCCGGGGCCGGGCUAGAUCGCCGUUCCCCGCCGAGUAGACCCGCGCCGGGAGGCGCCGCCAGGCCAGUCCCGCAGGGGCGGGACGGGGCGGCGGGCGUGAUGACCCUGUUCCACUUCGGGAAUUGCUUCGCCCUCGCCUACUUCCCCUAUUUCAUCACUUACAAAUGCAGCGGCCUGUCUGAGUACAACGCCUUCUGGAAAUGCGUCCAGGCCGGGGUCACCUACCUCUUUGUGCAGCUGUGCAAGAUGCUGUUCUUGGCCACUUUCUUCCCCACCUGGGAAGGUGGCAUCUACGACUUCAUUGGGGAGUUCAUGAAGGCCAGCGUGGAUGUGGCAGACCUGAUAGGCCUAAACCUUGUCAUGUCCCGGAAUGCAGGCAAGGGGGAGUACAAGAUCAUGGUUGCUGCCCUGGGCUGGGCCACCGCGGAGCUUAUUAUGUCCCGCUGUAUUCCUCUCUGGGUUGGAGCCCGAGGCAUUGAAUUUGACUGGAAAUAUAUCCAGAUGAGCAUCGACUCCAACAUCAGUCUGGUCCACUACAUUGUUGCAUCUGCCCAAGUCUGGAUGAUAACACGUUAUGACCUGUACCACACCUUCCGGCCAGCUGUCCUGCUCUUGAUGGUUCUUAGUGUCUACAAGGCCUUUGUCAUGGAGACCUUCGUCCACCUCUGCUCCCUGGGCAGCUGGACGGCACUGCUGGCCCGAGCAGUGGUGACAGGGCUCCUGGCACUCAGCACCUUGGCCCUGUAUGUCGCCGUUGUCAAUGUGCACUCCUAGGCGUGGUAUCCCAGAUGUUGGCAUACCUUUUGCUGCCUCCAGGUUUUAGUGAAGUAAACCAUAUUUGGAAAGUU
Jaculus jaculus (lesser Egyptian jerboa) is the source of this 850-nucleotide messenger RNA. It is a transcript of the gene Tmem147, whose product is annotated as transmembrane protein 147. The record is from RefSeq and is a predicted model, not a curated record. The transcript is spliced from 7 exons. Bases 102 to 776 code for a protein of 224 amino acids. Lineage: Eukaryota; Metazoa; Chordata; Mammalia; Rodentia; Dipodidae.